GGGGGUUAAUCACAAUUCGCAGCCGGGUUCUCCGACAGAAGUGAGGUGAAAGUGGUCAGGUGUGGUUGUUGCCGGUAAACAGUGGUGCCCAAGACUUUUGUCAAAAUUGGGAUUACCGGAGUUUGAUUAUCAAAACAAAAUGGCGGGAGUAAUUGCGAUGCCUAUCCCGCAAUAUCCGCCUCAGCUGACAGCGCCAAUCCCACUAUACCCCUGGCAGCAACUUCCGCUUCCGUCGCCAUGUGGAAUGUGUGACGCAGAAUCGAGCAUACAGUGCAUUUCCGCCACUGACAUCACCGUCAACGCCUGGUACUCUUGUUGGAACCCCUCCUCAGAAUGUACAACACAACUGAUGACAUCAGCAAUUGAUCUGUCUACGUCAUCGAAAUCGACGCAGUUGACUAACAUCCAGCACAGAGGAUAUACAGACUUUUCUUCAAAACCUAAGUUUAAGCGAGAGCCUCGCUUUGAUUUCGCUCAUCUAGCGAAAUCCGUUUCCGAAGAGAAUGACGGGAAAUAUUCCACAUCACAUGACCGGAACCAGGAGGCGCAGAUUAUCAGUCACGUGACAGUGCACUUCAACCAACUAAGAUUUUCCGAGUACCAACAAUUACCAGGAAGAUUCUGCCCUGCAGUGAUAAAGAAGACACGAAGACACGGACCACGGACGAAGAAAGAAUUUAUCUGCAAAUUUUGCAGCCGACAUUUCACGAAGUCGUACAACUUGCUAAUUCACGAACGGACACACACGGACGAACGCCCGUACAGCUGUGACAUCUGCGGCAAGGCGUUCAGAAGACAGGACCACCUCAGAGACCACAAGUACAUUCAUUCUAAGGAGAAACCUUUCAAAUGCGUCGAGUGUGGGAAGGGAUUCUGCCAGUCGAGAACUCUCGCGGUACACAAGGCCUUACACUCACAGGCGCCUAAUAUCAAUCGAGGGAGGACUUUAUCGAAGACAUCUGCGAAAAAUACCACCUGCCCCAAGAACCCAUGACGUCAUCAAUAUGUGUGUACUGUUUUGCUCAACUGUUAUAAAUGAUAUUAGCGCAUCUAAAAACCAUUGAAAUGACUGUUGGUGUAAACCAAUGAAGCAACGAUAUUUUCUGUAAACUAGGAAAAAACUUUUUAAUAAUCUGUGAACCAGUGAACGCUGUUGUCUAAACCGGCAAAACGUUUGCAGGAAACAAAAUGAACCAAUGAACGUCAUUGUCUUUAAACUGGUGAUACGUUUACAGAUGUAAUGCACCAAUAAAUGCUGUUGUCUUUUAAACUGGUAAUACGUUUAAAUGACAAAAUGCACCAAUGAACGGUGCUGUUUUUAAACUAGUAAAACGUUUAAAGGGAACAAUGAACCAAUGAGCACUGUCGACUUUAAACUUGAAAAAUAGUGUGGAGAACUGAAACCAGACAGGAUUCAGCACCAAUAGCCACGAACUUAAUAAUACAGGUUACACGCCAUCAUUUAUUUUUACAUGUAUUUUUUCUUCAGAAUAACUUCUGUGAAAAAUACAAUAUCGAGAGGACUACAUAACUACAAUUGUUGAAAAAAAAAGAAACCCAGCCGCUUGAUACAUACCAAACACAAAAUCAAUACAGGUUGAAUUUGAAUUAUCUACCCUUAAAUGGACAGACCCUAGUUUUUAAACACUAAGACAUAUUUGUCACUAUUAGAGCCGUUUAUGAUCACUGAAAUUAAACAUUACUUAUAUUUUAUUGUUUAAAUUAUUCAUUUCCGUACAACCGAAG
Molecule: messenger RNA, 1746 nt
Organism: Gigantopelta aegis
Lineage: Eukaryota; Metazoa; Mollusca; Gastropoda; Neomphalida; Peltospiridae
Product: protein odd-skipped-related 1-like
Exons: 7
Coding region: 140-994 (284 amino acids)
Biological process (GO): embryo development; regulation of transcription by RNA polymerase II
Cellular component (GO): nucleus
Molecular function (GO): RNA polymerase II transcription regulatory region sequence-specific DNA binding; DNA-binding transcription factor activity, RNA polymerase II-specific
Source: RefSeq, a predicted model, not a curated record